CGGCAAGAAAUCCACAGCGCGAGCGGUAAUUACCAGCGUCCAUUCCCACAGCUGGACCUCCUCGAUGCCACAAUGACAGACUUCGAGUGGCCUUGGCAAUAUAAUUUUCCUCCCUUUUUUACACUUCAACCCAAUUCAGAUGUGAGGAAGAUCCAGCUGGAUGCCUGGUGUGCGCUGGUCCUCAGUUGGGGGAAGAGCAACAAUGUCAGUCAGAUUGAUGUGACAGAGGCCUCUAGCUUGCCUGUCUUCAGGAACUCUGCCAUCAGUCGUGCUUUACCAGCUGAUGCUAUUGCAGUUGUUUUAGAAGAACUUGCAAAGCGAGGAAAUCUCGAGUGGACAGAUAAAUCGAAAAGGAGGGGUUACCUAUUCUGGAGAAGCCCCGCAGAAUGGGGACAACAAAUCUACUCCUGGGCACAAUCAACGAGCCGUAUCAACACGGUCAGCACACUCUAUGAAAUCAACCAGGGUGAUGAAACUGCAAGUGAAGAAUUCCAUGGCUUGGACAGCGAUAUAUUGAUGAAAGCAUUCAAGGCUUUAGAAGCCUCUGGGAAAAUAGAAAUAAUGGACUUUGGUGACAAUCAAGGAGUCAAAUUCCUGUGAGCCUUUAUCAGAUUAAAUGCAUCCUUUCUGCCAGAUCUGGAACCAGCGUCACGGAAGAGGAAGAAUUGCUGUGCGAUCUUUGUUGUUUUAAUUGAAGUUGUGCGGGAAUAUUCUAAGGCAUUUUUAAAGUCUUACUUGGUGAUCAUUCUGUUUUUUAUUUUUCCAUUACACAGGAAUUUCAAAGGCUGAUAUUCGGUUAGAAAGUGAACACACAGGAUGCACAACCUUUUUACAAUCAUGUUUUUUUUUUUUUUUUUAAUGAUUAUUCAAUGUUUAUAAAGAGAUUGAUGUAGAAAACCUCAUGCUACUUACAUAAAUGGUCACAUUGUUAUGAGAAAAUCAAUGUGAUACAGUAACAAGGAAUAACAUGUGUAUAAUUUAUAAACAAGGCCUUAGUUUAUUUAACUUUAAAAUGCCAGUAUAUAAUUGUGUUAAAAUAUGAAUCUUAUUACAGACAGUGAAUAGCUGUUUUUAAUUGUCAAUUUCCGUAGGUCCUCUGAUAUACAGACAGAAAUAUUAUGUAAUACAUUAAACUGAUAAUGAAUAUACUAAAGCUCUGGAAAAUGGUUACAGUUAUGAUGAAAAACACAGCAAAGUGUAACGUAGUAUUAGACAUGACACAAGCCGUCCCUGUAGGAAAUUGUAGUGUGUUUGAUUUAAUGCUGUACAGAGCUGGUAUGAAUAGGAAUCAUAGUAGUAAACUCAAAAUGACAAUUGCAGACAGGAAGGAUAAAGUUAAUCAGAUUGCAAAAUGACAGUAGAUCAAUCUUUAAAAAAAAAAAAAAAAAAAAAGGUGAUUUUAAAAAAGAGAAGUUUAUUGUUUAGAAGGCCUCGAUUGUUUCCUGAUGGAUUUUACUUAGAAUAUAUUCAGGGAGCAUUUGUGAUGCAAGAAACAGUGUCUAGAUAGAGUAAGGUAAAAGUGAUUAUUCUCACAUGCAUUUGUAGGUGUAACAGCAAAGAUUGUGUGCUUAUAUUAUACAUGUAAUAAUUUUAAUGUAAAAGUAUGAUACACUGUUAUACUUUCUUUAUGGUAAUCCAAGUCUUGAAUAUGGAAGUUUGGAUAUAAAGUGUAUUUAUAAUUUUUCUAAUCUUGAAAUAGGUAAAGGAAGGAAUUUAAAACAAUAUGGGAAUCAUUUUAUUGCUGCAUAAUUUUUAUUAAUGGGGCAAAAUUUGUUAAUUAAUAGAUUGCUAAUUGGUCAGCAUAUUACGUCAUGGUUAAUGAAAGAAUUAGCGUUUAGAAAUUUCCCCAGUCAGUUGGGGAAAAUUAUACUUAGUUUAAUAAAAUUACAAUUGAUAUAUUUCUGACUUGGAAUUAAUGAUAAUCAGUAAUUAAUAAUGAUAAUGAUAAAUCAAAUAAUCAUAGAAUAACGGUAAUCUGCUAGUCAUUCUGGGCAAUAAAUUUUUAAACAAGAUUUGCCUCCAGAUCAGAUAAGGCAAAUCUUAUUUGUGAAAAUUCAAAAAAAGGAUUUAAUUAUGCAAUGUAUUUCAUGCUUCCAAUUUUCAAUUAAAAUACAAGUUUGAGAAGGAAAAAUGGUAAGCAGUGAAUUAAAAUGUAUUUACUAAACAUGUAUUGUAUAAGACUGUUUUUUUUAUAUAUAAUCCCUUUUAACAAUGUCCCUUCACCAUGUUCUUUCAUUAGUCCGUUUAUACUUUUCGUCUUGAUUAAAUAUUUAUGGAUAAUAAAAGUUACAAAGUGCUACUUUCAAUUUAUUAUAUUAAAAAGAAAAAACAUAAUAAAUGCAUAACUGAGAAUAUGUCGCGCGAGAUUAAUUAUGAAGUUCAGUGUUUACAUCUUUUUUGCCGUUCAGAAUUUGACAACCGACAUCUUAUAAGCCAAUGUUUUUAGCAAACAAUGUACGGAUUCAUGGUCUUGACCACGGUUACCUUAAGGGAAACUUCAUAGAAAAAGCAAUGUUAAUGAAGAACCUUGUUAAAGAAUUUAAUCUGUAAUAUACAAUCAACAUGAUACAAAAAGUAUAAAAGUAUAAAAUUUUCCAACAAUGUCAAGACUGUGAUAAUUUUCCCCGUCAGGUCUAUCCCUUUUUCUUUUGCAUUUCUUUUGCUUUUUUUUAUAGGUAUAUAAUCUUAUUCUAUGUUAUGUCAGUGAAGCUUAUCAUAAUUAACAUGAAAUAUUUAUACGUCUUUCUUAUGAACAAGAACGUCGUUCCAAAACACACACAGUUAACCGCAACUUGAUAAUUUGUUAUUCUCAUUGACAUAAUGACUUGCAGCCUAGCUAAAGAACAAUGCUGAUGAGUAUCCUGUGCAAUGGCAGUGCAAUACACAGCUACUAACUGAUGUGUUUGGUAACCUUCUAGCUUUCUAACCUGCCUCGUCUAUCACUAUGCAUAGCUGUAAGUGAUGAUUUGUCUUGCAAAAUACUCUUCACUGCUCUACCACUUUGCAUUUAUUUUGUGUUUAUACAGUAUGCGGAUUAUGGUCGAUGUAUUUUACUAAAGCACCUCAAAGUGUUAAAACUGUAAAAAGUGCUCUUGGAGAAAUUCUAUAAAGAAAAAAAAAAAAAAAAUUAACAGCUGAUAAAUACAAGAUCUGUGAAGUAUUUCAUUGUACAUACAUCCAUAGA
Messenger RNA from Penaeus chinensis, 3184 nucleotides. It is a transcript of the gene Vps25, whose product is annotated as vacuolar protein-sorting-associated protein 25-like. Gene Ontology annotation, molecular function: structural molecule activity; protein homodimerization activity. The transcript is spliced from 5 exons. Gene Ontology annotation, biological process: protein transport to vacuole involved in ubiquitin-dependent protein catabolic process via the multivesicular body sorting pathway. Lineage: Eukaryota; Metazoa; Arthropoda; Malacostraca; Decapoda; Penaeidae. The coding region runs from base 73 to 600 and encodes 175 amino acids. The record is from RefSeq and is a predicted model, not a curated record. Gene Ontology annotation, cellular component: ESCRT II complex.